Quercus lobata is the source of this 804-nucleotide messenger RNA. RefSeq lists its product as uncharacterized. The record is from RefSeq and is a predicted model, not a curated record. The transcript has a single exon. The coding region runs from base 1 to 804 and encodes 267 amino acids. Lineage: Eukaryota; Viridiplantae; Streptophyta; Magnoliopsida; Fagales; Fagaceae.
AUGGAAGAUCUUACAAAAACUUGGAGUAAGCUUAAACUGUCAGAUUGUGAGGGCUCCAAUGUUAGAUUAUUAGAAGAACAUGCUGAAACAGAGUGGGUACUGGCAGCCAAGUUUCCAACCAGGCGAGUACUCAACCUAAAUGCUAUUGCAAAAACUUUCUCCCCCCAGUGGAGAGCUUCAAAAGGGUUCCAAGUUAGGAAGGAGGAGGACCACAUUGUCCUCUUUACUUUCAAGGAUCAACCCGAUAUGAUGAGAGUCCUAGCUGGGGAACCUUGGAGUUUUGAUAAAUAUUUGGUGGUAAUGCAAAAGUUUGAUGGCUCAAAGGACGUGAGAGACAUGGGGUUUGAACUUGCCACCUUCUGGAUUCAAGUCCAUGAUCUCCCACUCAGGUUUAGGAAUAGGAUGGUGGCUGAAAAACUCUGCGAAGCCUUGGGAACAGUAAAACGUGAAGAAGAGGAAACGGCCAUGGUAGGUGACAGAUUUGUGAGGGUAAGGGUUACUCUAAACAUCUCCAAACCUCUUUGCAGGGGAAGAGUGAUUACUCUAGAGGAUGGCAAGGAUUUAUGGAUUCCGUUCAAGUACGAACGACUCCCUAACCUCUGCUAUAGAUGUGGGUGUCUUUCGCAUGAUGAACGAAGUUGUGAGUUAUGGUCUGCUAGUGAAGGAAACCAGGGAGAGGAAAGCCCUCAGUUUGGACCUUGGUUAAAAGCGUCCCCAUUUUUGCCCUCAAAAAGUAAGUUGGUUACAGUUCCGGGCUUUAAGGAGUUGAGUAAGAAAGCCAAUCCACUUCCAAAUCCGGUGUAG